Molecule: messenger RNA, 1590 nt
Organism: Pediculus humanus corporis (human body louse)
Lineage: Eukaryota; Metazoa; Arthropoda; Insecta; Psocodea; Pediculidae
Product: class A rhodopsin-like G-protein coupled receptor GPRnna3, putative
Exons: 12
Coding region: 1-1590 (529 amino acids)
Biological process (GO): adenylate cyclase-activating adrenergic receptor signaling pathway
Cellular component (GO): membrane
Molecular function (GO): G protein-coupled receptor activity
Source: RefSeq, a predicted model, not a curated record
AUGGCUAAGGACAACAACGUUACCGUAGAUGAGGAAAGUUUUAACGCGACGACAGAUUUUUUACCAAAUCAAUUUUCAAGGUUUUAUCAAUUAACCUGGGAAGAUUUGGCAUUGGCAACCGUUCUUUGUAUAUUUAUUAUAAUAACGGUCGUUGGCAACACUUUGGUUAUUUUAGCCGUUAUCGUGACGAAACGAUUAAGAACGGUUACUAAUUGUUACGUCAUGUCAUUGGCCGUCGCUGAUUGGUUGGUUGGUGUUUUCGUCAUGCCACCGAAAGUGGCGCUACAUUUGAUGGGUUCGUGGGAGUUGGGAGAAAUUUUUUGUGAUAUUUGGAUAUCAUUAGACGUACUCUGUUGUACGGCAUCAAUAUUAAGCUUGUGCGCUAUAAGCGUCGACAGAUAUUUGGCCGUUACACAACCGUUGAAUUAUUCGAGAAGAAGAAGAUCUAAAAAAUUGGCACUUUUAAUGAUAUUAAUUGUUUGGUUGGUCGCCAUCGCAAUAACGUGUCCACCGAUAUUCGGAUGGUACGAUGUCAAUCAUCAUAAAGAUAAACAAUGCAGGUACAAUCAAAAUGAAGGUUACGUCAUAUUCAGUGCGAUGGGUUCGUUUUUCAUACCUUUGAUCGUCAUGUUGUAUGUUUAUGCGAGAAUUUCGUGCGUCGUUUCGAAAAGACACGAAAAAUUACGACAAGUUGAAAAUAAUUCAAAGACUUUAAACGAACGAUCAUCCCGAUACGCCGCCAUCUUGUAUCGACAAACAGGAAGAAUGCGUUACGAAAAACGAACGAAUAAAUUUCCAGGUUUCUUCCUGAAAAAAAAGGGUGAAAAGGUAUCGUUUUGGAAAAUGAAUUUUUUUCGACUCAAAAAUCAAAAAUUCAUAUCCUACAAUGAUGAAUCGGAUUACAUGGAACGUUCAUUUAACGACGAUGAUAAAUGUCAUCACAAUCCGAUAAUGAAAAGCACGAGUCUGAGUAAUAGCGAACAUAGUCAAUAUACCAUAACGUCGACAACUACGACGUCUGGAACUCAUCAUCACCAUCAUCAUCAUCAUAAUCAUAAUCAGAGAUCUAUAAGAUCACAUUAUUCUUAUCAUAAUAAUCAAAAUAAUCAUUCGGUGAGUACGGAAUUAUGCAGCAGCAGCAGCAGCAGUCAUACAACAGGAAAAGGAAAUUAUUAUGGAAACAUGAAUCGUACGGCGGGAAGGCCACAGGGUGGCAUUACAAUGGAUCAUCUGACACAAACUGGAGAACAAUCUUGUAAUUUAAAAUACAGUUCGUCGAGCAGAGUGUCGUCGUUUAGAAGAGAAAGUAAAACAACACAAACGUUAACAAUCGUCGUGGGAGGUUUCGUCGCUUGUUGGCUUCCAUUUUUUAUUACUUAUUUAAUGGCGCCAUUUUUACCCGAUUGCACGAUUCCGAAUUUGUUGUGGUCUUUACUCACUUGGCUGGGUUGGUUUAAUUCGGCGAUAAAUCCAUUCAUUUAUGCAUUUUACAGUGUUGACUUUCGAACGGCAUUUUGGAGAUUGACUUUUCAACAUUGCAUAACAACUCAAAAAUGGCAACAGCAACAAUUUCGUAAUCGUAAUAAAUGA